AGGCGAAUGACGCACGAUCAUCUCCCCCCUGCCUGCUGAUUGGCUGCACGGGCCGCCCUUCAGAGAGCCCAGGUUUAGGGAUGUGCGUUCAGAGCAGAUUAUGAAGCAAACCUCAUCUCUGGCAGUCUCGUUAGAUUAUCUCAAUGGCUAAACACAAUGUUUUGUUGUUUUUUUCUCUGUUACUGUGUGUGUUUAUCUCUCUGUCUUUGCCCUUCGAUCAAGUGCCUGCGAUCCUGGACAGGAGCUCUGAGGUCCCACCAUAUCAAGCUGUGAGAAUUAGAACAGAUGGAGAACAUUUUGAGAGUCCAAGUGCCUCACACGAGGAGAGUUAUUCGCCUGCAGCUGAAAAUCCACUCAGAAGAAUACUGCAGCCUUUUGGAUGGCAUCUGCAUGCCCAGCCCAGAACCAAACGGAAGUUACUACAGUCCACCAGCUCGGGACCCUAUUCCCCACUGACUGUAGCUUACAACGGCAAGAUAUGCAUCCUUUUCAAAGCCAAGAGACUGGCUAUUCGAUACAGAAACAACACUUUCCUGGACCUCACAGAGAGGGUAUUUGGAUCCAAUGCACAAGUAGACACCAAAGGCUCUGUUUGUACAAAGGAGAAGGCCACGCUAUCUUUGCAUUUGGGUGAUGUGGAAGACAUCAGGGGACUUGUCAUUAGGCUUCAGAUGUCCAACACAUAUUAUGAAUCAGUAAGCCAGAACUGGUUCACUCUGGACAGUGUUCACAUCCAUUACAACUGGACUCAUGAGGCCACAUUCAAUGCUACGGAGGUCUAUGCCCCUGCCACCUAUUCUUACCACUGCCAGCAUGUCAGCAGCUUACAGAAAUAUGACACCCUACUGGUGCCCAGCUCCCACACUGACAGCUCGGCAAACUGGCACAUCACUUUCACAGAUUUUCAGAUCCAGGCCUUUAAUGUCCAGUCCACCAAGUUUGCUUCAGCAAGCGACUGUGCAACCUUCUUCACUCCAGCAAUCUUGAUGGGCCUGAUCACCUCUCUGAUUCUGCUGCUGGUGUUGGCCUACGCCCUGCACAUGGUCGUCCACCUCAAGCACAUUGACCGUUAUGAAGAGCACAAGACCACCGUCUACUUCCCCCGCACCCCCGAUGCCGAGCUCCCAGACAAGAACAGUGUGUGAGGAGCGAUGACAGUGCUGUAAAACCAGCAAAAGACCAGCGUGGAAAGGAUUGCUAGUUCUGAUUCUGGAUGGCUGCGUUGUCCUCUUGGUCUUCCUCCUGCCUGGCACUAAAUCCUCUCCUUAUCAUUGUCUUAACCUAGCUUCUUACAGUCAGAGGAUGAUAUUACCUGAUCAAUCAGGUGUUAAAACCCAGGCUGGAG
Cyprinus carpio (common carp) is the source of this 1345-nucleotide messenger RNA. RefSeq names its product V-type proton ATPase subunit S1-like. Gene Ontology annotation, cellular component: proton-transporting V-type ATPase complex. NCBI's taxonomy places the organism in Eukaryota, Metazoa, Chordata, Actinopteri, Cypriniformes, Cyprinidae. The record is from RefSeq and is a predicted model, not a curated record.